Messenger RNA from Acytostelium subglobosum LB1, 1410 nucleotides. RefSeq lists its product as hypothetical. The transcript has 2 exons. Gene Ontology annotation, molecular function: GTP binding. Gene Ontology annotation, cellular component: mitochondrion. Lineage: Eukaryota; Evosea; Eumycetozoa; Acytosteliales; Acytosteliaceae. The record is from RefSeq and is a predicted model, not a curated record. Bases 1 to 1410 code for a protein of 469 amino acids.
AUGCAAUGUGAUCAUCCUAAUGAGCUUGGUUUCAUACCAAAGUCAGUGGCAAUGCGUCUAAUGAAGACACACGAAUCGAUCAAACAACAAAGGAAGCAGAAGCAACAGAGGAAGGAUAACCCUAAUGCCGCUGCUUCUGUUGAUGGUGAUCAACAACAAAGCGACACAAUUAUAGACUAUGAGACACACUUGGAGAAUGAAGCAAAGAGGAAUUUUGAGAAGUUCAGAUCACAAUCUAGUGGAGCAAAGAAGAUUGGAGAGAAGGAGAUAUGCCAGAGAUGUCAUAUGCUCAAACAUUAUGGCAAGGUGGCACCGAUCAAGAUUCCAAUUGAGGACUUUAAGAACAAGUUGGCAGCGAUCAAGGAUAUGAACUGCGUGGUUAUAAAGGUGGUCGAUAUCAUGGACUUCCACGGCACCUUCAUUCCAGACUUUAGACGUAUCAUUGGCAAUAACCCUGUGGUGUUGGUCGGUAACAAGAUGGAUGUGUUGCCAGCGGACAUCCAUAAGAAUCGUAUCGAGGACUGGUUGCGCCACGAGUGCAAGCUGCACGGCAUGGUGGUGUCGCACGUCAAGCUUCUGUCGAGCGCCAGUCGCGAUGGUCUGGCCAGCUUCAUCGUCGAGCUGGAACAACUCCGACGUGGACGCGAUGUCUUUGUCGUAGGUUGCUCUAACGUGGGCAAGUCCACAUUCAUCAACUCAUUGGUAGACGAGUAUAAACAAAAGGUUGUCUUUACACAAGAUGGCCAACAAGGUGAUGAUGAGGCGACAGCGGCCGCCAAGGAGAAGCCAACUGUUAUGGAUCGCGCCACAACAUCCAUCUUCCCAGGCACAACGCUCAACAUUAUAUCCGUGCCACUUUGGCACAAUGCAUCAUUGUUUGAUACCCCAGGCAUUGACAACCCGCAUCAGAUCAUCAAGUUGUUGCGACCUGACGAGCUCAAGAUGGUCAUCCCCACCAAGCGUAUCAAGCCCACCGUGGUCCACAUGAUUGGUGGCAAAUCAUUGUAUCUUGGCGGACUGGCACGCAUCGACUAUGAUGGAGGAUUGGCCACGUUCACCAUCUACACGUCCACCCAUCUACCACUACAUUUGUGUAGAACGGACAAGGCUGACGACCUGUUGACGAGACAGCGCGGCAAGAUGUUGUCGCCGCCACUGGGCGAUGCAGAGAGAUUAGCCGAGGAGAGCAUCCAACUGAGUCAGGCCAAGCGAUUCACAAUCAUACCCGAGAAGGUUGACUUUAGACAUACAUGCACCGACAUUAUCAUUUCUGGACUUGGUUGGGUGGCCGUCAAGUCACUGUCCAAGACCAUCACGCCAAUGCGAGUGAUCGUCCACACGCCCACCAACAUUGACGUGUCCAUUCGUGACCCUCUAGUACCCUACACAACAACAUAUAAUACAUUGUAG